Ananas comosus (pineapple) is the source of this 1795-nucleotide messenger RNA. Its product is annotated as phosphatidate cytidylyltransferase 4, chloroplastic-like. Gene Ontology annotation, cellular component: membrane. NCBI's taxonomy places the organism in Eukaryota, Viridiplantae, Streptophyta, Magnoliopsida, Poales, Bromeliaceae. The record is from RefSeq and is a predicted model, not a curated record. Gene Ontology annotation, molecular function: transferase activity, transferring phosphorus-containing groups. The transcript is spliced from 7 exons. Bases 1 to 1068 code for a protein of 355 amino acids.
AUGGCGAUGGCGCGCCUCGAGCCCCUCCGCCUCCUCCUCCGCCUACCCCCGCGCCGCCGCUCCCGCCUCUUCGCCGCCGCCUUCGUCCCCUCCGCGGCCGCCUCGGCGGAUCCCGACGACCCCCUCAAGGGUUUGGAGGCGGCGGGGGUGGAGCAGAAGGAAGGGAAGCAAGGGGGGCAGCUGCGGAAGAGAGUGAUCUUCGGGCUUGGGAUAGGGUUCGGCGCCGGAGGGAUCGUGGUGGCCGGGGGUUGGGUGUUUACGGUGGCGAUUGCCGCCGUGGUGCUCGCCGGGGCCAGGGAGUACUUUGGGCUGGUUAGGAGUGGGGGGAUUACCGCGGGGAUGACUCCGCCGCCGAGAUACGUUUCGAGGGUUUGCUCUGUUAUCUGCGCUCUCAUGCCCAUACUUACACUGUAUUUUGGACACAUGGAUGUUUCAGUAACAUCCUCAGCUUUUAUUGUUGCAAUUGCAUUGAUUUUACAGAGAGGAAAUCCACGUUUUGCACAGCUGAGUAGUGCUGUGUUUGGACUUUUCUACUGUGGUUAUCUUCCUUGUUUCUGGGUUAAACUGCGCUGUGGAUUGACUGCUCCUGCACUGAACACUAAAUUAGGACGCCAUUGGCCAGUACUUCUUGGUGGGCAAGCUCAUUGGACAGUGGGGCUGGUUGCAACCUUGAUAUCAAUCAGCAGCAUAAUUGCCGCAGACACAUUUGCUUUUCUAGGUGGAAGGGCAUUUGGCCGUACACCGCUGACCAAUAUUAGUCCAAAGAAGACCUUAGAGGGAGCUUUUGCUGGUCUAACUGGCUGUAUAAUCAUCACAGUGCUACUAUCAAAGAUUUUAUCGUGGCCAACAUCCUUGAUUAGUGCAACAGCUUAUGGAGUUCUAAAUUUCGUUGGUUCAUUAUUUGGGGACCUUAUUGAGUCCAUGAUCAAGCGUGAUGCUGGUGUUAAAGACUCCGGAUCUCUCAUACCUGGACAUGGGGGUAUUCUUGAUCGAGUGGACAGCUAUGUUUUUACGGGGGCACUUUGCUACUCAUUUGUGAAAAUUGCCCUACCGCUUUUUGGUGUUUAAGCUCUAUAGAGUUGAUUUCGCGGUUAUUCUCAUAUUAUGUUCAUGCUUGAGAAUAGCAAAGUCGACCAUAGCAAAUUAAUCAUCCAAGAGACGCGCUUCUAGAGCAGGAAUAUGUGGAAAAGGGCCGCAGAUUUAGCGGUGUACCUGCUCAAGGAUAUAUCGCGUGACUAACUUGCAAAACCCGGUAGCUUCUUCGUCCAUUAUGUGUUCUGGUACACUCUCUCUCUCUCUCUCUCUAUCUAAUUGAAUUGGGUUUUUAAGUAUAACAUGAUAUGCAAGCAUACAUCUAGGGACUAGAUUCUUAUAUAUCUUUUAUUUUGUUGUUUGUUGGAGUAAUUGAAUAUGAAAUUUAGCUGAUGUUUUCAAGGUUACCUGAUGCGAACAGCGAGUAUGUCGUCAGGAACAUUGCUUAGUAUUUUCCAUUCUCACCUGACAAUAAAUGUAUAGUCCUUUUCUCAGGGUCGGUUAUUAUUAUUAUUAUUAUUAUUAUUAUUAUUUUCUUCUCGGUAUGCUUACGAGUCAGCAAUUUGUUAUUGACAUUUUUGUUGUUGUUACAUUAAAAACUUUGCUAUAGAAUUCAAGCAAUCAAUUCGACUGCGAAGAAGUAACAUUCCCAAAACAGUGAAAAAAAUAAUUCUUGUGCAUUUCAAAACUGCUUACCGUUGCUUAACUUCGACAGAGAAACCUUGUAUAAGCAAUUUGUCUAGUGAUUUGUAUUUUCUUUUUA